CCCUGAAGUAUCAGCAGAGAUUGAGUCAACUGGAUCAUCCACUCUGAGGGCCUCAUCGACACGACAGCCACGACACAGUUCCUCAACAGCCGUGAUGAAUACAAUCCUCAAUUGGAUGGAACUGGAAUAAAUACUUUGAAUGUUGCGAUCCUGUCGGACUUAUGAUAGCUACCUGAAUCGUAACAAAGCACUGUUGGCCAGAGGAGAACUGGCCCCCCGACUAAGCCUGGUUUCUCCCAAGGUUUUUUUCUCCAUUUAAACACCUAUUUGCCACUUGUCUGCCACCUGAUGUCACCUGAUGGAGUUUGGGUUCCUUGCUGCUGUCGCCUUUGGCUUGCUUAGUUGGGGACACUUGACAUUUGACUUGACAUUUGAUAUUCAACAGUGCUUUGAUCUGCCUGCAUUGACACUAUUCUUUUAAGAGCUGCUGUGCAGCCAAAUAAUGUACCAGUUAUCAAUGUAAAGCUGCUUUGACACAAUCUACAUUGUAAAAAGCGCUAUAUAAAUUAAGGUGACUUGACUUGACGUCAUAGGCUGUCACCGGCCAAUAGGAUUGGUGAGAUUUGAUAUGGCUUUCAGACACCGGUUCACGUGAUGACAUUCCCCAUAGCGCGUUCAAACACAGUGUUGAGUUCCCUUUCGAAAGGGAACAGUAAUGGUGUAACAGUGUCGGUAUCAGCAGCUACUCAAGGCUGCGGUAUCGGUAUCGGACUGAAAAAUUGUUACUUAUCCUUUACUGGACAUUUCUAAAGAGGAUGGAGCAAAGGUAUCCACAAGAAUGGUGAAUGAGAACCACUCCACUGACAGUCGAGUUUGUGCAGUAAAAGCCUGUAACACAGCUGAACUCAUACGAUCACAGAACCAUGGCUACUUUCAGAAUAAUGAAGUAGAUGAAGAGUCAGAGGAGGAUGACGACUAUAUUCCAUCCGAAGACUGGAAGAAAGAAAUCAUGGUUGGUUCCAUGUAUCAGGCAGAAACACCGUCUGGACUGUGCAAAUACAAAGACAGUGAGAAAGUGUAUGAAAAUGAUGACCAGCUGCUGUGGAAUCCUGAAAUCCUUCCUGAAAACACUGUGGUUGAGUUUCUUACAGAAGCCUGUCGACGGACGGGAGAGGAGACGGGCGUAGAUGCUAUUCCAGAAGGAUCUCACAUCAAAGAUAAUGAGCAGGCAUUAUAUGAGCUGGUGAAAUGUAAUUUUGAUACCGAUGAAGCUUUAAGAAGAUUAAGAUUUAAUGUUAAAGCAGCCAGAGAUUUGAGAAUCAUAGUGACCAGAUAUUGGCACACAUUGGACAGCAUGAAUAUGAUACUGGGAUCACUAACUGGAAAGGGUUUUUUUUUUUUUUCUUUUUUUUUUCCUCCAGUGCAGAAACACCAAAUGCCAGAGGAACUAUCUAUCUGGACAGAGGAAGAAUGCAGGAAUUUUGAACAAGGAUUAAAGGCUUACGGAAAAGACUUUCAUUUUAUCCAGGCCAACAAGGUCAGAACUCGGUCCGUAGGAGAUUGUGUGGCUUUUUAUUACAUGUGGAAGAAAUCGGAGCGGUAUGAUUUCUUUGCGCAACAAACUAGGCUUGGAAAAAGGAAAUACAACCUUCACCCAGGAGUAACGGAUUACAUGGACAGACUUCUAGAUGAAACAGAAAGCACUGCCUCCAGUCGAGCAGCCACACCUCUUCCUGCCGCCUCCAGCAGCAGCACCAGCCAAUCAGAGAGAGAGGAGAUUAGUGGCCACAAUGGACUCACCAGUCACAGCUCCAGUGCUGUUGCCACACAGAUGUUGAGUAGUGUGAAUGAGAUGAAGAGUGAAUCUGUCCAGUCAAAUGGAGCAUCUAAACACAGUCUACUCGCAGAUCAUCUGGACUCCAUUGGCUGUAAACUUACAGACACCCACAAUUCAGACAGAAAUGGCUCAGUGAAGCAUCAACAUGACUGCCAGAGUCUAGACAGGCCAACAAAAAAGUGCUGGACAGAAUCAGAGUCUCUGGUCCAGGUUGAGAUGGACCCUUCCAGGGUAAAAGAAGACUGAACAAGACCAAAGGUCAGGCCAAAAUCUUAAACUGGGGAGAUGGGACAGCGUUGUGACACCUCUCACCCCAUCCACCCUAAACCCAAAGCUGAGCUGCUCCAAAAACACCACCCUCCAAACCCAACUACAGCUGAUUAAUGCGCCUUUUUCAUGAAACCAUUUUACAGAGAAAUGUAUAUUCUAUAUGUAACGUAAUUUGUCUGAUAUUUUUUUACCAACGAGAUAUUUAUAUUUUUUAUUGAAACAUUUUGACAAUGGGUAAAUAUGCUGUAUAAGCCAUUAUACGUAAUACAUGAGGAUGAAUGCUGGUGUGCGUGGUCUCUUGUGUUUAGGGCGGGGCCAGUAUGGCUCCAGGCAAAUCAAGCCGUGUUUUGGUUUACAUUAUAUACUAAUGGUUCACUGCUCAGCUUGUUUGUGUUAGUGGAGGCGUACUGCCGACAGAUGUAGUAAAAAUAAAUAAGCCAAUGGGAUCACUCCUUCUAAGCUUUGUUUUAGUCAAGUGUCCAGAAAAUUGGUUUGUUAAUUGUAUUUUCUAGUAAGUGAAAUCUGUUUACUUUUCUUUCCUUUUUUCCCUUUUUUUUAAUAGUGUAAGGAAAAUGAAGCCCAUUUUUGGGACCAUAAUUUAGCAUUAUAGUCAUUAGUCAUUCUCAUUCAUUUCUCAUAGAUUACUGUAAUAUAUUAAUGAAAAUUAACACCCAGUCUGGACACAGUGAUUGAUUUAAAACUACAACUGAAAUAAAGAAGUAAAAAAAUAAAUAAAUAAAAAUACUACUGUGAUAUGGAAAUACUUUUAUAUGUACAUAUUUUCGCAUUAAUACAAUAAGAAUAUUGAGGUAAAAUGUGCUUAGUGGCACAAAAACAUUUUAGCUCUAAAAUGAGCUUCAUUUUUAUUAAGCAAAAUACAAUUUAUUUCUUAUGAAAAUUAAAAAUGAUUAGAUGUCAUGCUAUUGACAGUUCCUGUGGGCUUUCCUCAUUGUUUAUGAUGGUAAAAGAGACAUAUGAUGUGUAGGUUUGCAUAGAUUUUUGCACAGGUUGUUUUGAUAUUCACACUGUAAAUCCAUCUUUAGUUUUUCCUUUUUGAGUAUUUUGUACAUGCAAUUCAGAAGCUGUUUGUGAGAACUCAGAUUCUUGCAAUUAAUGAAACUGGAUGAUUAUAAGGUUUGUAGCCAACAAACUAUAAUAUAAUCACCACUAAGCAUACAGUUUUAAAAGCAGGCAGAAAUAAUAGUUAUAGAAUUCAAAGAGGAAGUUAUAAAAUGUCUUUGACCAAAAACAAGUUGUUUUUUUGUUUGUUUGUUUGUUUUUUAAGUUUUUAAUUUAUGUGGGUCAGUUGGAUUUAAUAAGUUGUACUUCCUAGAACCAUGUUUAUUGAAAUAUGUUUAAUAUAAUGAAACAUGGAAAUGAUCUUAUGGCUACAGAUAUGUCCAUAACCACAUUUUAAGAAUAAUAUUUGAAUAUUUUGUUGACAGGAAUUUACUGUAAUACAGCUCCAGUACUCCUUUAUAAACAUCCACUCGGCUUAUAGAAACAAGUUCACUUUUCACCUCGUCCUGCAGAUCAGUAGUGCAUUUACACUUAAGAAAUCAUGGUGCUAUAUUUCCUCUGGUCAUCUUUCCCUUUUUAGUGUCAUUUGUGUUGUUUGUCACCAUUUAAAAGUUCUCUUAACUUCAUGUAUGUGACUGUAGCAUUAAUCUUGUUUUAAAUGGUCUAGGGUGGGAUGUAUGCACUCAUUCUGAUCAGAAUACAUUAAACACAUGUUAAAUAGCAAUGAUUUUGGAAUCCACACUGGUUCAUUGGUGAUGAAGAACAUUGUUUAUUUAAAUUCAUGAAUAGACUUAAGUUGCGAUAUAUCUAAUAAAUGGUAUUAUGAAUUUAAUUAGCAAUGGAAAUACUACAUCAGAAUGUAAUGACGAUUGUAGUAGGGUUACAGAAGGUUUCCUGGUCCCAAUUUAUAUUAAGUGGCCUUAACUACUAUGUACUUGUGUCAAAAAAUAAGUACAAUGGACUUGUGUUCAUUCUGUAUUGCAAAAUACUUUUGCUGCUAUUGAGGUGGGAUACAGGUAAGGUUAGGGACAGGUUUGGUGGUAUGGAUAGGUUUAAGAAUGGGCUAAGGUGUAAGGGAUGGGACAACAGUGUAAUUAUAAAAGUAAUUGCAGGUCUGUACAUUUGUACAUGGUCUGCAACAAUGCUUUAGGUAGGUGGUACGUGUCAAAGUAACAUCCACAUGGAUGGCAGGACCCAAGGUUUCCCAGCAGAACAUUGCCCAAAGCAUCACACUGCCUCCGCCGGCUUGCCUUCUUCCCAUAGUGCAUCCUGGUGCCAUGUGUUACCCAGAUAAGCGACGCACAUGCACCCGGCCAUGCACGUGAUGUAAAAGAUAAUGUUAUGAUUCAGACCAGGCCACCUUUUUCCAUUGCUCCGUGGUCCAGUUCUGAUGCUCACGUGCCCACUGUUGGCGCUUUCAGUGGUGGACAGGGGUCAGCAGGGGCACCCUGACUAGUCUGCUGCUUUGCAGCCCCAUACACAACAAACUGUGUAUUCUGACACCUUUCUAUCAGAACCAGCUCGUCUGUUGGAUCGGACCACACGGGCCAGCCUUCGUUCCCCACUUGCAUCAAUGAGCCUUUGCCGCCCAUGACCCUGUCACCGGUUCACCACUGUUCCUUCCUUGGACCACUUUUGAUAGAUACUGACCACUGCAGAACGGGACCCCACAACACCGCUUGCCUAUUUUUCCUGCUUCUAACACAUCAACUUUGAGGACAAAAUGUUCACUUGCUGCCUAAUAUAUCCCAUCCACUAACACAGGCUUUCUCAACCCUGGUCCUCAAGGGCCACUGUCCUGCAGAGUUUAGCUCCAACCCUAAUCAAACACACCUGAACCAGCUAAUUAAGCUGUUCAGGAUAACUAGAAAGCUACAGUCACGUGAGUUUGAUCAAGGUUGGAGCUAAACUCUGGGCAAAUUCCAAACGGAAGGGAACAUCCCUAUGCUCUACUCCCUUCGAAGGGCAGAGCCCUUGAAGGGGACUUUGGAGGGAGCAGGGCACUUGCGUGCCAUUAUGUAACCAUUUAGAAUCCACUUGGCGAAGGGAGCAAUGAAAGACAAUGUAAUUUCUUCAUUAUCUUCAGCUGGGAUGUUCCCAUGACAAGGCAGCACAGUGUCUGUAAGACUGGAGAAACUGUAAAAUGCAGGGCUGUCUGGUUGAGGAAAGAAUAUUCCUCAAGCAAACAAAGGACGUUUCUGGAAAUUAACAUCUGGAUUCUCUAUUGCAAAAUUAGCAUCCCCACCCGAGAUGCAAUCACACUGAGUAAAUCACCUUUAAUUUACAUUUCUGUCCCUUUACCCCCUUCUUCCCCCAUCUCUUCUCUCCACAAGCUAAAACCAUUUGAAAUUCACCCAAGAAUCUAUAUGGUUUAAUGUGAACAAUUAUCAUACAAAACUAUACAUGUUUUGUAUCAUUUGAAAUGUCUAAGCGCGACUGGCACAAAGGUCUCAUUCCCACAGAAGUAAACCAGAAGGUAAUAAGGUUGUAAGAGUUUAGAAAUAUUUUGCUUUCUGUGGUAGGUGUGACCCCUUUCACAGGGUACUUCAUGCAAAUGGAUUUCUGUCCCCAAAAAGUUGUAAACUACCCAGGUCUGGACUUGAGUAAUGCAAAUUCCCAUUGUUAGCACGUUUCCAUUUGAAAAAGACUUCUAGCUUGGUCUGAGUAUUUAAAGAGAUGUUGCAGGAGGUGAUACGUGAUUCUGUAGCCAGGUCAGCCCUUAAUGCUGUGUGUCCAUCAGACACUUAGCAUUAUGUAUCUUUCUGAUGUCAGGUAUUCAUCUUUUACUCUUUAUUUCUGAGCAUUUGAUGUUUUGUAUUGGUUAUCUUUGAAUUGAUUAUGUAAUUAGCAUGAUACAUUUACCUGACUAAUAAAUUUUUACAUUUGACUUUA
Messenger RNA from Ctenopharyngodon idella (grass carp), 5959 nucleotides. RefSeq names its product mesoderm induction early response 1b, transcriptional regulator (gene mier1b). Gene Ontology annotation, molecular function: transcription corepressor activity; histone deacetylase binding. The transcript is spliced from 11 exons. Gene Ontology annotation, cellular component: nucleoplasm. Lineage: Eukaryota; Metazoa; Chordata; Actinopteri; Cypriniformes; Xenocyprididae. The record is from RefSeq and is a predicted model, not a curated record. Gene Ontology annotation, biological process: negative regulation of transcription by RNA polymerase II. The coding region runs from base 779 to 2023 and encodes 414 amino acids.